Pyricularia pennisetigena is the source of this 2814-nucleotide messenger RNA. RefSeq lists its product as uncharacterized. The transcript has a single exon. The coding region runs from base 1 to 2814 and encodes 937 amino acids. The record is from RefSeq and is a predicted model, not a curated record. NCBI's taxonomy places the organism in Eukaryota, Fungi, Ascomycota, Sordariomycetes, Magnaporthales, Pyriculariaceae.
AUGAUGGCCUGCAUGUCCGAGAGUCACAUCAUGGCAGACUGCCAAACCCAGCACCAAAGUUCGAACAUCGAGCCAAUCACGGACCAAAUGGACAAGGCUACUAUCAAUGACAGCCCAACUCUGCAAACUGAGCUGGCUAUGGGAUUUCCCGUGGGAAUCACUGACGGGAGUGCCCUGGAAAUCGACCAGCCCGAGGUGCUACUGCCUGUCUAUGGGGACGCGAGCGGUGACGGCAUCCAAGUCUCGGAUCACAAUGUCGACAAGGAGCUGUUCGCAACAGAGCUGGCGGAAUCAGAGCAGCAGCAGCAGCAGCAGCAGCAGCAGCCAAGCCUUGAGCAAAACACCACCGAGACCAUCCGACCAGCACACAAAGCCGCGAUCCUCACACUCCCAUCACCUUCACCCACCGAACCCCAAGCCGGCGACAGGGUCGCACACAGACCCGAGCUUCGAUGGGAGACCCGAGAUGGUGCUCUGUUCUACCGCGAGCCCGGAAGCGUAAUGCCAAACAAUACCCCGGGGGUCGACGUUGAGGGCGCGGUAGAGGUCUAUUGGAAACCCUCGGGCUACUUUUCAUGGUACACUCCAACUGAGCAAGAAAAGGAGGCCGAGGAGUACAUUGACAAGACAUUACUCGACGACGGCCUUUCAUUUUACUUUUCUCCGUCCCUACCCCACCGACCUGUAUACCAUGACUUGGUUACCGACCAGAGGUACUACUUCCACGAGCGGCAGUCGCUUUGUGAUCCCGCCAAGGCUGCUUGGUCGGCAGUCCGCGAGAGGUACCUGCAGAUGGUGAGCGAGCCGGAGCAGAAACAACUCCCUGAGCCGAUCGAGGAGGCUCUCACUGUGCCAUCGCCCGCUGCGGUAUCAUCUUCGAUCGACGAAACUCAUCUUGUCUGGCCGUCUUUCACUACUGUGGCGUCUUCUGCUACCUCUCUGUUCUCUCCUGACAUGGCCACACCCUCCACCGAGGCAGGAUCGACUGCUCAGCAGGCCCUUACCGUCGAAGAUGCCGACCAAGUUUGCAUGGCUGGGACCAAGAGACGGGCACCAGUGACGCCUGAAAGGAAGCAUCCUCCCCAAAAGAGGGUCAAAACGAUCCCAUCACCACCUACCACAUGUGAGGACAAGCCAGCACCACCGCCGACCCUGACGCUCCCUACUGCUCCUAGAAGUUCGGAUGUGUUUAUAGAGCAGCUAUCCACCCAACAGAAGGCAUAUAUGCUGGACCUCUGCGACAUCAGGCAGGAGCCACUCAUCCGCGACAGGCGGCCCGAGUUCGUCUACAAGCUAUUGUUCGACAAGACCGAGGCCUUGAACAAGCCUACAGCCCCGAGGCAGGCGUCCUCGACCACCGCGACAGCUGCAGCCACCAGCGCCGGCCGCACCCGACCCUCCCUGACAGCGCUGAGCUCAACGAGCAACAGCCAGGAAAACCCCAUCUCGCUCGACAUGCCAGAGUCCAAAGUUUGCACCCGGCGGGUCGGUACUGCCAGCAACCCAAUUUCGAUCGGGCUAGGCAUCGCAGAGGAGGACGUGGUAGUCGUCGUCUCGCCCGCGGGUUCCUCCUCAGCCAGUGCCGCGCCGAAGUCCACGCCGAGCCCCGAGUCUUCAUGGGAACCGACGCGCAGCAAGGCUUUUGCUUCAUCGCCAGAGCCCUCUCCACCCAGGGUCACCCGUUCCGCAGAGAAGAAAACCGCCGAGCCCCUGCGCCGGGACGGCUUUGGAUUCUACCACACCAAGGACAAGGCGCUGCUUCGGUACCAGCAGACCUGCGAGGACCAGGGGGUGGUUCCGGGGACCCUUCUACCGGACGGCCGCCAGCCCGACCGGCUUCUGAUGGACAAAUUCCGCGCCGACUCCAGGAACGCAAGGGGCACAACCGGCUUCAGCCCGAAAAAGGCCCUGAUCCACCCGAGACAGACCCCCUUGCACAGCACAGAGUAUUGGGACAACUGGCUCCAAAAAGGACAGGCGACGUCCACGCAGCGGACCGUCGCCACCGCCGAUGCAUACACCGCGGCUGACAGGCAGCGCUGGAUAGACGACGCGCCCAGGAGCUCGAACCAGCCCGCUCUGCUGCGAGGUUUCCCCAUGGUGGAGAUGGUGACGUUUCUCCGGGCCGACAACCGCAGGGACGAGGGCAACUGCUACUGGAACGCUCUGGCGCUGCACAUGUACGGCCGGGCGGAUUUCGGCGCGCGCGUCAAGCUGGAGCACCUGCGGCACGUCGAGGCGGUGCUCAACACCCCGCAGCACCCGCGCCACCAAGCCUACGCCAAGGUCAACGCCCGAUUUUUCCAAACCAACGCCGAGGGGCUGUCUGGCGGCCCGUUUGUCGCCAAUAUGUGGCAGAUCCUGCACAUGCCGGGGUCGUGGACGCCGUCGUGGAUGACGCAGAUCACGGCCGACCUGUACGGCGUCUUCGUCGUCUUGUACACGCUCCACCGGUCCGAGAGGCGGCUGCUGGUCACCGAGACGACCACGCGCGGCGCCUACAACUCGCGCCAUAUCUUCCUGCUCUUUGUCGACGGGAACCACUACCAGCCCAUGAUACCAAAUGAAUACGACCCGUCCGAGUUCCGCUGCCCGCGCCCGUCCAAGGACCUCACCAAGGCUUAUGUGUUCGGCGACUCCAAGCGUUGGGGCGAAGGGGUCACGCAUGGCUGGCGCCACGACGUCUCGUUUGGCAACCGUGUGCCCAUGGCGUUGCCUGUUGAUUACAACAUGGGCGCGACCUUUGUCGAUACCGAGCGGCUCAUCAAGGCUGUGGUUGAAGGCGGUACUGGAGCUUGGAAAUCCGAACUAUAA